Messenger RNA from Melanotaenia boesemani (Boeseman's rainbowfish), 4155 nucleotides. Its product is annotated as WD repeat-containing protein 49. NCBI's taxonomy places the organism in Eukaryota, Metazoa, Chordata, Actinopteri, Atheriniformes, Melanotaeniidae. The transcript has 15 exons. The record is from RefSeq and is a predicted model, not a curated record. Gene Ontology annotation, molecular function: protein binding. Bases 20 to 2626 code for a protein of 868 amino acids.
UCAGAUCCAGAUUAUUAUCAUGGAUGCUUUGAGAAACAACAAGACCCUGUGGAGGCUUUAUGAAAAGGAGGUGCCGCACAGCAGUGAUCCAGCUUAUGGUGCCAGUCCUGCUGAGAAACUCACCCCAGAGCACCUGCAUCUCCUUAGAAAAGCAUUCAUCUGCCAAAAAGCCGGAAAAAUGGCCCAGACAAACAAGAAAGGAAGAAAUGAAGAGAUUGGAAUAAAGUUUGAAGAAUUUCGAGAAGUACUAAGGACUGUUAUCAGUCCAAGUAUUGAUGACUCAUGGGUCGAGAGAUUCUUCAGUGAGGUAGAUAUUGGCUGCACAGGACAAGUAAAGUGGCAACAGCUGUGUUCCUACUUGCUUCUGGAGUACACUGAAAGACAGCGUGCCUCCGUUCCCACCGCUGCUCUGCUGGACAGUCAUCCUCAGUUCAGACACUGCUCACACAACAAGCGGGAGCCAACAGUUCGUGUGGUCGCUGUUUUCCAUCCUCCUCCACUCCGUUAUAUUAGUGUCAGUAAGGGUGGUCAGAUCACUGUGUGGAGUAGCAACCUACACAUCCUCAAAACUUUAAUGCUUGCUGGAGACCCAACGGACGAAGUUGCCAACACCAGGAGGUUCAGAGGCUGGACCACUGAUGCUGUGUAUAUGAGCAACGUCCACAGGGUUGCAAUUGCAACUGACUGCAGAGAUUUACACUUUGUCAACAUCUCUCUGAGCAACAUAUCUGAGGAUGUCCAUCUCUUUGGAUUUCGUAAUAUCCCAACUGCUCUUUGUUACUGGCAUGAUGUACAGUGUCCAGAUCGACCUCCACUGCUGCUCCUGGGAGAUGAUAAAGGAGGAGUCCACCUGUUGUGGUUUCUGAACACGUCAAAGGGGCUUUUUAAGAAUCCACCCAAAAAUAAAAAUGGCCCACAAAGGAUCUUUUUCCCAGACCUUGAUGAACAUGGCAAUAUGGUCUCUUACCAUUACAUUCCCAAAAUCCACCAGGGACCAAUCAACAGAGUGAUGUUUGAUCCUGGUACUAACGUCAUCAUGACUUCAUCAGAGAGCGACACCACAUCUGUGGUCUUCAUCAAUGUGUCACUAAAACAGGAACCUCAUGUGUGGAAAUUUAAGCAGGGAGCUAAGUGUUUUGAUUACAGUCCAUCUUUACAGUUGUUAGUCACAGGAGGCUGUGACCAGACAGUCAGACUGUGGACACGGUAUGUGACCUCAAGUCCUGUAGCUACACUGCUAGGUCACCAUGCCACUGUGUUAGAUGUUGCAAUCUACCAACCUGUCAGGCAGAUCUUCAGCUACUCCAGAGAUUCUGAGCUGCGAAUUUGGGACAUUUCUACACAUCUCUGCUUGAAAACUGUCCACUUACAGUUUCCCUGCUUGCAGCCAGGUCGCAUCCCAGAGCAUGGCAACUUCCCAUUCCUGUUGCUGAGCUCGUCUCUUCCUGAGGAGACACAGCCUCAUUUAUUGGUGGGCUGCAAAGACUACCUGGCAUACCUCAAUCUGGCUGAAACAAGAAGAGGAGGAGAAGGUGGUUGGUUAACAGAUGAAAGAAGGGAAUUAGAAAUUCAGUGCAUCCCAUCAGUCUCCUGUGCUCUGUUCAAUCCCACCCUGCAACAGGUGGUGACUGGACAUGUUGACUCAUCUGUGUCUCUGUGGGACGUGGAGACAGGAAAGAAAAAUCUCCAUAUUUUAAAUGCACAUGGAGAGGAGGCACUCACCUGCAUGGAGCUGGACUCCUCUCACAGACGGCUGAUCACUGGGGCUCGUAAUGGCACUAUUAAGGUAUGGAAUUUACUGAAUGGCCUAAAUUUGCACAAGUUGGAACCUGUCACCAACUCGGAGGUUACUGGGUUGGCCUGUCUCCAUGACAACCAGCUUCUUGCUGUAGGGUGGAGCCAACAGGUCAUUCAGUACAACAUUGCAGAAGCCAAGGACUUGAAAGUGAGAGCAGACAUGUCUUGGAAAUCCAGUGGUGUUCACAAAUCAGACAUCUUGGCCUUGCGUCAGUGCUCCUCUUUGGGAGUUGUCGCCACAGCAAGUUAUGAUGGAGAGGUCAUUAUCUGGAGACUGGAGACAAAGGGAACAUUUCUGCACCUUCGGAAGGAGAUACAGGAACAGGUGGCACUCCCUGUGGACAGCCUCCUGUUCCUUCAGUAUCGAGCUGGAAACAAAAAGUUAAGAAACAGGGGUGUCCUGGUGUCAUCACAGGCUGGCUGUCUGUGCUUUUGGAGCAUCACUGGAAACAAACAUAACUAUGGUCAGUUCUAUGCCCCAGACCAGCCAGGAGAAUGUGUGCUUACCAUGAACUCAGAUCAGACUAAAAACAACAUCCUGGUUUCAGGGGACACAACAGGCUGCCUUCAGAUCUGGGACAUUUCUUCCUAUGCAGUGGACAUCCAACAUGAAUCAACUUGUGAACGGCCUCCCCUGCUGCAGUGUUGGAGAGCUCAUAAAAGGCCGCUGGUAUGUGUAGAAGUCCUGGAGGUAUCUGGCAGACUUUUCAUCCUCGCAGCAUCAGCUGAUGGUUCUACUGGACUGUGGUCAAAGAAUGGCAGUCCCGUGGGUUUUUUUGGACAGGAGGUGAUGUGGAACAUUACUGAUCCAGCUACUUUCUGCAGGUGAGGGAAAUUGGCCGGUUUCCUUCAUAGGACAUCUUAGCAGUUUACUUCAAAGGGUAGGAAAAGGGAAUAAAAGGUCAUUGUGGAUGGAGCUUAGAAUUAGCCAUCUAACAUGCAUUCAUAACAUAAUAAUGGUUGAAUUCAUGAGGCAGAAUUUUUUUUGGGGGGGGGGAUAAGACUACAAAAUAAGUAGUAGAUUAUACCAUCCAUGCAUGCAUUUUCUAUUCCCCCUUGAUUAAAUCCAACCUGGAUGGAUAAAAUUAUACCUGGUACUAUAAGCAAUGGUGUUAUAAAACUAUAGACUACUAAUUCUUAAAAAAGAAUAAUAGAUUACAGAAUCUAGAUCUUUCUUCAAGACAAGACAGAAAGAGAAAGGGGGAAGGGAGCGAAAUAUCUCAUUUUCCCACUAACUUUGCAGUCUGGAUAGAAAUUCGUACAUUUUUGCUUUGCCCAAAUCAUUAUUGUAUACUUAAUAGUUAUCUGUUGCACGAUGAACCAUAAAGAGGAAAUCUGUCAGGAAUAGUUUUUAAGGAGGUGAAAAAUGCAUUUUAAAUAAAAGGAAACUCACUGGGUAGCAAAAAUUUAACCUUCCAAAGUAGGCUUUUGUGGUCUGUAAAUUAGGGGCAUACUAAAAGAUUUAUCCAAUUAAAAUUCAUGUGAUUGCUCAUGGACAGUGUAACCUUGAAGUCUGAAUGCUUUAAGAAAAGGCUGGCAACUAAAUACAUGCAGAUUUGUUUCCUUUCUGUCAGUUAAAUAGCUCCCCAGUCUACCAUCACUGCCUGUGUGAUUUCUAAUUGAAGCAAAAACAUGCCAACUUUUCCUAGCUCUGCACUUUGCUUUUGUCCCUGCUGUAUCUCUUAGUAAAGUAAACUUACUGGCUGCCUCAAAAUGCUGUUAACAUGUUUGUGUCUGUCUGUCUGGCUAGUCUAUGCAAUGCCCACUUUUUAAGCAAGUCAUAAAUAUUGUCCGCCAUAAAUUUUUAUAAUGCAGAAGCAAACAUCCCAAAUUUAUAUAAGAGUUCAAUAUAAACCCAACUGCUAUAGCAGAGAUUAAGCCAAACAUUCUCUUUUAAGCUUUCAUUUUACCCCCCAAUCUCUUAAAAUAGUCAACAUGUCAACAGCUUGUCUGUCUUGAAAUCCUCUACAGGCUUUUAUGAAAUUUUUAUGUGACUGUCUCAUGUUGAAACAAUCAUGGCUGGUUGAAUUUAAUCGCUAAAACUCCCCUGUGUGUACUAAUAAUACCUACAAACACAAAUAGCACACACAUUUUUAAACAGAGCAAGUUACACCACAACGAUGCAAUAAACAGUUCUGCUGGGAUAAAAAAAAACAUGCAACAGUUUAGUUUCAGAGAUUUAACAUAAGCAAAGUUUGGGAAACUUGUUUUCUUAAAAGUAUAGCUUUGUGCUUGCUUGAAAAGAUUACGAUCAUUUGGUCUGAUGCCCUCAGGAAGGAGCAGAACAGCCUCAGAAAGGCCACAGUGGAGAGGGCUGUAUGUGACAAACUGGAUUCCUUUGAUGCCAAAAGUCAAGUA